CUUCGCACAAUUGCCAGCAAAGAUCAACUGGCUGUCAUGGCUCUCCGUGGACGUGAAUGGUUCCAGGCAGAAUGUGACAGUGAGAGAUCUCCUUCGGUGGCCAACGUGCCUGACGUCGUUCGGUCUUUGAAUCUUCCUCAGCAUCAAGUGGGACGACCUCAAAUCCUCUCGAGGACACUCACUGGUGUCGAGCUUGUCGACCAGCACAGCCUGCAGUGUGUACCAAGACAUACCAAGGCCUUAGCAGCAUUUCUCGAGAUCCAAUCCUUUGAUGGUUUUCAGGCGGGGCAUUCUUUCCGGCGGUACCCUGAUGCAGCGAGCUUUCUGGAUACUAGCAAGGAUCCACGGAAUCCCAAAUGCCUGGCCGCGCAGCUGACGAGGCUCUCGACUAUGCUUACAAUGCAGAAGCCGAGACCAUGAGAGCAAGCGGUAAGGCUGACCAAGCGGAGGAACAGACAGAAGCGGCUGAGGCAUGGGAAGAUUACGAGUUGUCCUUGCUUGCGUUCCUUUCGCUGGUGAUGGUCGGAACAACUGGUUGGCUGUAUUCCCAGUACCAACGGUGGGUCAGCUUAAAGAAGGCCAUGGCGGACCACUACCACGGCCGCACACAGCAGUGACACUUCUGCUUUAAUCCCACCCACUAAGAAGGAGAGAUUUCAGCUCAAUAUUGCACGCCAAGAGGAAACUCCAAACACCAAGUUUGGAACUUGACGCUCCUCUCAAAGCUUGCUUGCAAGGGCGUGCACUUAAGUGGACUGUGGGCCAGAUUCGCA
This is a messenger RNA of Durusdinium trenchii, 773 nucleotides long. Lineage: Eukaryota; Dinophyceae; Suessiales; Symbiodiniaceae. The record is from the annotation of a GenBank genome assembly.